AUGGACCCUUACUCUACCGAAGGCGAAUUGAUCAAUAUCCACAACUACUUCCACCAGGGCCAGUACCAGGAAGUUGUCGACUUCGACACCUCGUCCUUCUCCCCUGACAACGCCCUGCCCGUUCGCGUCCUAGUCCUCCGAGCUCGACUGGCUCUUGGCCAAGCAGAAGAUGUCCUCGACGAAGUGAAGGGUGAAUCCGAGCCCGAGUUCCAGGCUCUUGGUGCUCUUGCUGAGCUGAACUUGGGCAAGACCGAUUCCGCAGUCCAGACGAUCGAGAAGCUUGUGUCUUCAGCCGCCGACAACACAACGGUUCAGGUUAUUGGAGGAACAGUUCUUCAAGCUGCUGGGAAAUCUGAGGAGGCUCUCGCUCUCCUUACCCAACAUCAGGGAAGCCUCGACGCCGUCUCCCUUCUCGUUCAGAUUCACUUGCAACAAAACCGAACCGACCUCGCCCUGAAGGAAGUCUCCGCUGCUCGGCGAUGGGCCCAGGAUAGUCUCUUGGUCAACUUGGCCGAGUCUUGGGUUGGAUUGAGAGUGGGUGGUGAGAAGUACCAGCAGGCUUUCUACGUCUAUGAAGAGCUUGCCCAAGCUCCCUCAACUUCAUCAGUACGCAGUCUUGUCUCGCAAGCUGUCUGCGAAUUGCACCUUGGACGAACAGAAGAGGCACAGGCUGCCCUGGACCAGGCUUUGGAAAAGGAUGCCAACAACGCCGAUGCCAUUGCCAACUUGCUCGUCCUCAAUGUCAUCUCUGGCAACAAGUCCGAUGAGUUUACACAGAAACUUCAGAGCGCCAAGCCUGAUCACCAGUACCUAGUCGACUUGGAAGAGAAGAGCGCCCUGUUCGACAGAGCUGCCACGAAGUACAGCCCCAAGGUUUCAGCAUAA
Messenger RNA from Fusarium pseudograminearum CS3096, 885 nucleotides. RefSeq lists its product as uncharacterized. Gene Ontology annotation, cellular component: COPI vesicle coat. Lineage: Eukaryota; Fungi; Ascomycota; Sordariomycetes; Hypocreales; Nectriaceae. The transcript is spliced from 4 exons. Gene Ontology annotation, molecular function: protein binding; structural molecule activity. The record is from RefSeq and is a predicted model, not a curated record. Gene Ontology annotation, biological process: retrograde vesicle-mediated transport, Golgi to endoplasmic reticulum; intra-Golgi vesicle-mediated transport; endoplasmic reticulum to Golgi vesicle-mediated transport. Bases 1 to 885 code for a protein of 294 amino acids.